Messenger RNA from Penicillium atrosanguineum, 1800 nucleotides. RefSeq names its product glycoside hydrolase family 71 protein. NCBI's taxonomy places the organism in Eukaryota, Fungi, Ascomycota, Eurotiomycetes, Eurotiales, Aspergillaceae. Gene Ontology annotation, biological process: mating projection tip cell wall disassembly. The coding region runs from base 1 to 1800 and encodes 599 amino acids. The transcript is spliced from 2 exons. Gene Ontology annotation, molecular function: glucan endo-1,3-alpha-glucosidase activity. The record is from RefSeq and is a predicted model, not a curated record.
AUGGAGUUGACAGGAGUCUCCGUACGGAGGCACCUGAUCAUCCUGCUCCAGCUCUUGGAUCUGGCCUCUCAUGCCUCUGCAAAAGCCGUUUUUGCUCAUUUUAUGAUGGCGAGCGCCGCGCAAUAUGAAGUUGAUGACUUCAAAAAUGACAUCUCACUUGCCAAAGGCAGUCAUAUUGACGCAUUUGCGCUUAACAUGGCUUAUGGGGUUUCCACGAGUGAGCAGGCAGUUGCCAACGUCUUCAAUGCGGCGGAGUCCCUGGGUUUUCAGCUGUUCUUCUCGUUCGACUAUGCCGGCAAUGGAUCUUGGCCACAGUCUGAUGUUAUUGCGUUUCUGCAGAAAUAUUCACUUAGCUCGGCCCAUUACAAAUACGGUGGAAAGCCAUUUGUUUCUACCUUUGAAGGUCCCGAUAAUGCCGGUGACUGGUCUGAAAUAAAGGAACAAACGGGAUGUUUCUUUGUCCCCGACUGGUCAUCGAUAGGAGCGCAAGCAGCCCUUCAGCUGGCAGGUGGUGUCGUUGAUGGCUUGUUCUCGUGGGCGGCCUGGCCCACGGAUGGUCAGCCGAUGGACACAUACAUUGAUGCUUCGUAUCUCGAUAAUUUGAAGGGGAAGCCAUACCUCAUGCCAGCAUCACCGUGGUUUUACGCCGAUAUGCCGGGAUACGAUAAAGACUGGGCUUACCAUGGUGAUGAUCUGUGGUAUUCUAGAUGGGUGGAGGUUGCCUUUCUAGAGCCUGAGUGGGUUGAGAUUAUCUCCUGGAACGAUUAUGGAGAGUCACAUUACAUUGGGCCCCUUAAUGAGAAGGGGUACGGGGUGUUCACCACGGGAAAAGCGCCUUACAAUUAUGCGCGAAAUAUGCCACACGACGGUUGGAGACUUCAGCUUCCAUACGUGAUUGAUCUGUACAAGGGUGGAACAGCAUCGAUAACGGAGGAAAAUCUAGUCGUCUGGUAUCGGACUCAACCUGGGACCGCUUGCGCUGAAGGGCAAAAGCAAUAUAAAGAUCGGUCCUUCCAGGACAGAAUAUUUUUUUCCGCACUUCUGCGUUCCAACGCUUCCGUCAAAGUGAGCAUUGACGGUAUCGAAAAGGAUGCCCGGUGGGAGUUCGAGCCGAAUGGAGGUAUAGGCAUCUACCACGGCAAUUUUGACUUCGACCAUGACCAUCUGGGAGAAACUACCGUCUCAAUCUCGCGCGAUGGAGAGGAGACAGUCCACGUCAAUGGGCGGGCCAUCACCGAGACAUGUACUGAUGGUUUCGCCAAUUUCAACGCAUGGGUUGGAAGUGCGACUUCGGGAACCACCUUCUCCCCGGUCGCACCAAAGCUUUCACUCUCCAAACAGGUUUGUAUCAAAGGGUCAGGCUCCGCAAACUAUACAGAGCUUUGCGAAACUACUUGUCGAUAUGGAUAUUGUCCCAUUGACACUUGUUGUUGCACUGCAAUGGGUGCCCAGAAGAAGAGACCAAAGCCCACGUACGAAAAGGGCACCCCCAAAAGUGGCGAUGAAAGUUACUCCGGCUUAUGUUCCUUUGCAUGCUACUACGGAUUUUGCCUCGAGGCAACAUGCUCUGGAAAUCAGACGGCGACACAUUCACAUCCACAUCUCGGUCCACCCGCUUGCGUGGGUAAUGGGGAUGAUGACCGCGCCAAUCUGCACAACUCUAGCUGUGCAACCUCGGGCCCUCAUGCGCAAACUACACAUGUUAGCAACGCCUUCAAGCAGGCAAUCACCUCAGUGGGGGCUCCUUUCGGUAUUGGGUUCUUCAUAUAUGCUGGAAUAGUGUUCGGUUUUUAUUUUUAA